AUGAAGGUGGCUUUGGUGCUUUUGCUCCCCUUGGUGGCUUCGGCCCUUCGUCACCGAAGGGGUGCCAAGUCGAAGAGGCCUUCGCUGGAGGAAAUCCUGGGUUUGACAGGCCCGAGGGACGAUGGCCACUGCCAGAACAAGGGUAGGCCCUGGACGAAGCAGUUCUGUGGCGUGCCAAGCUCGAGUUUGAGCAAGAGCAAGGUGAUUGACUUCAGUCAUGUCCACGAGCCUGGCAUCUGCAGCCAGUUCAGCCAGGACCGCUACCUCAAUGCUAUCUUCAAGGCCAUCGGAACCACCAACACCUACUUCGUGGAGUUCGGCAGCCGCCGCCCCGAAGUCCUGAACUCGGCCCACUUCCGCUUGAACUGUGGCUGGAAGGGCCUGCUCCUGGAUGGUGCCCCCGGAUCCUCGCCCAACGGAGGCUGCCCUUCUUGCCCUGGACAAGAUCUGAUCCAGGAACCCGACGAUGCCCCGGUGCGCCUGCGACAGGCAUUCCUGACGGUGGAGAACAUCAAUGAGAAAUUCCAGAUGCAUAAGGUGCCGUGUGAGUUUGAUCUCCUCACGGUUGACGUGGACUGGAAUGAUUACUGGCUCGUCAAGGCCCUGGACUUUGGCCGCUUCCAGCCACGCGUGGUGGCCAUCGAGUUCAGCAGCUACUUCAGGGGCUCCGAGAAGCAGGUGCGCUCGUACCAGUCCGAUGGCGUUUGGGCUGGGAUGGGAGAGGUCAGCGGCGCCUCCUUGGCCGCGUUGGACGCCCUGAUGCAGGCCAAAGGCUACAAGCUUGUCGCUCAGGUGGCCGGCGAGCAUGGCAUUUGGGUUUCGGCCAAGGAGAUGAACCCGGACGACCAUGCCAUGAAGAUUCCCGAGAUUAUCUCAGAGGGUUGGCAGUUUGACCUUCGACGAAAGGGUGCAGGAGCACCAGGCUUCGAGGAGGUUAUCGAUCCUUGUGAGGAUUUCGGCUGCCAAGAGAAAGCCAGCUCCUGCGACGAGGGUGGAAGUGAUGAGUCCAACCUCGCCGAAUCUUCACAGCCAACUGCAAACCAGGGCGAUGAGAAUUCCAACAAAGGCGAUGGUGAUCCCACCCUCGCGGACUCUUCUCAGUAUGCUGCAAGCGAAGACGAUGAUGAUGAUGAUGAUGAUGAUGGUGAUGAUGAUGAUGAAGAUGGUGAUGAGGAUGCAUAA
Symbiodinium natans is the source of this 1182-nucleotide messenger RNA. The record is from the annotation of a GenBank genome assembly. NCBI's taxonomy places the organism in Eukaryota, Dinophyceae, Suessiales, Symbiodiniaceae.